Messenger RNA from Leptopilina boulardi, 1951 nucleotides. It is a transcript of the gene nvd, whose product is annotated as cholesterol 7-desaturase nvd 1. Gene Ontology annotation, molecular function: chlorophyllide a oxygenase activity; 2 iron, 2 sulfur cluster binding. The record is from RefSeq and is a predicted model, not a curated record. Gene Ontology annotation, cellular component: chloroplast. Bases 426 to 1682 code for a protein of 418 amino acids. Lineage: Eukaryota; Metazoa; Arthropoda; Insecta; Hymenoptera; Figitidae. The transcript has 5 exons. Gene Ontology annotation, biological process: cholesterol metabolic process; chlorophyll biosynthetic process.
UAAACUAGGAGUGAUCGUAUAUAAAGCGGUCAAGCUUCCGAAGGAGUUGCAGUUCAAAUAAUACUAGAGUUCGAAAAUUCUCGCGAAUUUAUCACUUUUAUCCAUAUAUAUUAUUUUUUAUUGAAAAAUUAGUUAACUUCCUUAUUUCAUUAAAAUAAAAGAAACAUAAUAUAGGAAUAUGUGGAAAAGGGGCAGAAUGAAUUUUUGAAAAUUUUCAAAUUCUAAACAAUAUUCUGUAUAAAAGAAGUUUUUUUUUAAAAAAAAAGAUAAAAUUCUUUUUAAUUUUAGAUAAAAAUAUAUUAAUGCAUUUUUUUAAAUUCAGUUGCUAUACGAUUCUGUAUUUAGUCAUCAACCCCGAUGAUAUUAGAUUAUCAAGAAAAGAAAUUGAAGAUUCACAGUGAGAUAAGGAAGAGCAAGUAACUAAGAUGCUGGAAUGGUUGAUUCAAAACACCCUUACUGCCUUAUUAGCCUUAAUAUUCAUAAUAAUCAUCAUUCUAUUUUAUCUUGCAUUAUUUGUUAACAUCAACUUUGUCAAGGGACACAAAUUCGAAACUGGUGAUAAGGAUUUUAUCAUAAAAAACAAAAAAAGAGGAAAUUUACCACCCGUUUAUCCUAAUGGUUGGUUUGCUGUUUUGGAAAGUUCUGAACUUAAAAAAGGGCAAGUUAAACACGUAAUUGCUCUUGGAGAAAAUUUUGCGAUUUACAGAACUGUAUCUGGAAUUGUAAAAAUUUUAGAUGCUUAUUGUCCACAUUUGGGUGCAAAUUUGGGGCAAGGAUUAGUAAAAGGGGAAUGUUUAGAAUGCCCAUUUCAUCAUUGGCUUUUUCGUGGAGAUGGACAUUGUGAAAACAUACCUUAUUCAGAAAAAGUACCGGUUAAUGCAAAAACAAAGACUUGGGAAUCAUGUGAAGUGAAUCAUUUGAUCUUCGUUUGGUAUCAUGCAGAAUCCGAUAAACCAAACUGGAGACCACAGCCGGUCGAAAAGAUCUCUAAUGGUACUUGGAGAUAUCAAGGGAAAAACGAAUUUUACAUCAACAGUCACAUUCAGGAUAUUCCAGAGAAUGGUGCUGAUGUGGCACAUCUCAAUUCCGUGCAUGGACCAGCAAUGUUUCUAAGCGAUAUUUUCCCAGGCCUGAUGAGACACUCGUGGACUGAUGCUAAAUGGACUCCAUGCAAAAACGAUUUGGAAAUAAAAGAAAUCUCAGCAAUUGACGCAACAAUUUCAAAUGGUGUAGUCAAGAAAAAAAAUUGUGAACCAAACGAAAAACAUAAAGCCAUCCUUCAUCUCAAACACAGUUUGAUUCUAUUUGAAAAAUAUAAAUUAUUAGAAUUGUCCGUGAAGGCAAUGCAAAUUGGUCCAGGAUACGUUGAGCUGCAACUCGAUAGUUUUUGGGGUCCAAUGUAUAUUCUUCAAACGGUAACUCCAGUCGGGCCUAUGUUGCAACGUGUAACACAUCACAUGUACUCAUCGCGAAUUCUUGGCCCUUACGCGAAAAUUGUGAUAAUCGGAGAAACAUUUAUGUUUCAACGAGACAUUGAAAUCUGGAACAACAAAACCUUCACGAAAACGCCAUUAUUAGUAAAACAAGAUCGUGCAAUUACAGAAUUUCGUAAAUGGUACUCGCAAUUUUAUUCUGAUAACAGUCCGACUUUUCAAUCAGCGUCAAAAUCUCUCGAUUGGUAGUUUAGCUUAUAAAUAACUCAGGCUUCUUUUUUUUUUAUUCCUUUGGCAAUAAUUAUUAUAUGAAUAGAUCAGCGCAAUAAUCCAUCUAUUUAUUUAUUGUCACAAUCCAGCAAAGUCACUGCAUUGUAAAUAUAUACUUUUAACUCAAUUAGGACAAAAAAUCGUAUUAAGACACAAGUUUAAAUUUUAAACUUAUGUGAUAAACUAUAAAAAUUACUGUAACAUUUACAGAUAUUCACUCAUUAACAUUAAAUAGACAUUAAUUUUAA